Messenger RNA from Cheilinus undulatus (humphead wrasse), 3346 nucleotides. It is a transcript of the gene slc33a2, whose product is annotated as major facilitator superfamily domain containing 3. Gene Ontology annotation, molecular function: transmembrane transporter activity. The transcript is spliced from 6 exons. NCBI's taxonomy places the organism in Eukaryota, Metazoa, Chordata, Actinopteri, Labriformes, Labridae. The record is from RefSeq and is a predicted model, not a curated record. Bases 209 to 1474 code for a protein of 421 amino acids. Gene Ontology annotation, cellular component: membrane. Gene Ontology annotation, biological process: transmembrane transport.
GCCCAAACAGACCUCAACUCCAAACAAGCGGAGCACCUUCACCGGUCUGCCAAAGCUAGGCUAACCAAUUUUCUCUAACAGUAACUCUCAAUCUGGGUCAGGCUGUUCGUAUAAAGUGCUCCUCAUAUCCAAAUCAAUGACCAUGACCUGACCAAUGGACCGCUGCAGAGUCUGCUCAGAAAAAGAGAGUCUAUUUUGGAGGUAGAUCAUGAACGACAAACUAGUCUUCCUGGGCCUGCUGUACUUUGUCCAGGGCAUCCCCUAUGGUCUUCAGUCAUCACUGCUCCCUGUCUACCUGCGUGGAGCUGGUCACUCCCUCACCCGCAUUGGCUUCACAAAGAUCCUCUACUUCCCCUGGGUCCUCAAAGUGCUCUGGGCCCCUUUGGUGGACGGUGUCGGCACCAAGCGUCGCUGGCUGGUGGGAACAGUUUCUGGGCUGGCUCUGACAUGCCUCACCAGUGCUGCCCUGGCCCCAGAAGCACAUAUCUGGGGGGUAGCAGGAACCCUUUUGGCCAUGAACACUCUGGCCUCAGUCCAGGAUAUCGCUGUAGACGGUGCCGCAGUGGGGUUACUGAAAGGUCGCGGGGAGCUGGGUCUGGGAAACACAGCACAAGUCGUGGGCUAUAAAGCUGGUUCUGUGUUUGCAGGAGGUGGGCUGCUGGCUGUGAUUGACGUGGCUGGAUGGAGCUGGAUGUUCAUGCUGCUGACAUUCGUGUACGCAGGCGUGGCUCUGUUUGUGUGGGGGGCCCCUGUGCUGGACGAUGAGACUGUGAGGGGCCAGCAGGUGGAUGGCAGCAGAAGGGGAGGGCAGGGGGCAGAGUCUGUGAAGCCAUGGAGGGUGUGGAAGAAGCUGCUGGCUGUGCCUGGGACCCCUUGGACAGUCCUGUAUGUCCUGACAUACAAAUUAGGUGAGCAGGGUGCAGUGACCAUGUUUCCUCUCUUCCUGUUGGAUCAUCACAUGACAGCCCGGGAGCUCGGCUUCUGGAAUGGCGUCAUUGCCAUGGGCUUCUCCAUCUGUGGGUCGUCCCUGGGAGGCCUCCUCCUCGCACAGUUCAGCAUCGGGGCCCUGAUGAGGCGUGUGUUUGUGCUGAGAACCAUCAGCAUGGUUUUCCAGAGCUCUCUACUCACUGUGCUGGAGCCAUCGCCACUCAUGAAAGGUAUGGCCGUCAUGAGUAUGAGCAUCCAACACUUCCUGGGUGGGCUCAUCACCACACUCACCUUCACUACCAUGAUGCAUUGCACCCAGAGGGCCGAGGAAAGCAUUCAGGCUACCCACUACAGUUUCCUGGCGACCCUGGAGGUGUUGGGGAAGCUGAUAUUUAGCGCCCUGGCGGGAUGCGUGGUGGAUUGGUUUGGUUUCCAAGUUGCCUUCCUCUUCUUCCUCACCCUCUCCGCUGGGACGGCCCUGCAUGUGUGGACGGCCACCUUCACGGGUGCUCUCAGGGAACACCAACUCAAAGAGCAGCCCAAGUGAAAGCAUGAUCAGGGUCUUAAUGAGGGGCUGUCCAGUAAUCAGACACCUCAAUAAUCCUUUAAUACAGUAAAAUAAAACUCACGAUUUCAGCCAACAUUUCAGUAUAGACAAAGGGAUAAGUUUACUUUCUUGUUAUGCCAUUUCUGAAGGAGAAAUCAGCCAUGCUUCGAGUACUCUUAUUACAGAGUGUUUCUUUUGUUAUUGCACUGGCACAACUGGCCUUACUUUUUACUUAUUUUGCAUUGAAUUGUUUUGACAAGUCUUAAUAUUUACCGUAGCUUGAAGACACUUGCAGAUCCAGCGUAUGUUAGGAUAAGCACAUUUUUAUUAAGUUUUCUGGAUAGGACAGGAUAGUAAUAUCCAAUAAGAGUAAUGACACAAUGGUUGAAGAGAAAAGCUGUUUUUAUCAUCUGAGCCAUUUUAAUGUUUGAAAAAGCCAGCAAUAAGAGCUGCAGCCAAAAGCAAUACUGCUACUUAGUGAUGCUUGUUCCAUCAUAUUGUACUGUACAUGAAUAUGUUACUUUAUCUUCAGUUUUACGGUUUACAGUUAAAGCUAACAAUUCUCUACUACCUCGUAUCAGCACUGUAUGUUAACAUUAAUGAAUGUACAGUAGCUGCAACAAGUAGAGUACACAAUCAUUUACAUAACAUACAGCUACAGAACAUUCAGAGACCACUGUGAAAAUGUGUUUUCAUUUGGUUCUACUUUUUGGUCCAUGAUUGAGUAGAACUAAUGUUUUUUAGUUUUUAAAGCAACAAAGUGUAAUUUCAAACUUAAUCUAGAAGUACAAUUGUUUUCUAGAAAGAGAAUGGUGUCUCUUCCUUUUUAUUUUUUAAUUUUUUUGUGGAAUCACACAUACUAGACAUUAGAACAAUGAUAUGAAAUGACUGUCAGCAUCAUCCCACUUUUAAUUUUAACAUUAUUCUUAACCAUAUCUUCAUGAUGUGAAGUACAAGAAAUAAUUGAAAUGAGGAAGACAGUUUAAAAAAAUACCUACAAAAGAUAUCCAUAAAUACAUAAAUGGUGAAACAAAAAUGGGCAUUCAGGGAGGAUAUAGAUUUUCCCAUAACUCUUGAAAUUUGUUCUUCUGAAGCCACAAUGAAAAGGGGAUUUGUUCCAUUACACAUAUAUAUCAUAAAUUAUAUCUUAUCAGUCUACUAUAGUUGGAGCUGCUGGCAUAAGCCGUUAUUUAUUAUCACCUUCCUGACAGCAUUACUCAGUACUAUAAACAAGAACUUGAUUUUUUUAUUUGUAGGUGACAGUAAGAUUCCAACAAAAAGUUACUCUCACUUAAAAGUUAAGUUUGUCCCAAAAAUACUUAUUAAUGUCUAUUCCAUUGUCACAGAAUGUGUUGGUCACUUGCAUUCAGCACCAUGUAACAUUGGCAGCAGACUGUGGUUCUCUAGAGAGACAAGAGUACAGCUUUACAGUACUAGUUCACACACCAGCCAUCAGCUAAAAAGAAGCCAGAUAGCUGAUAUCAGCGCAGGGCAGGUCUUUUCAAGAAAUUCUCAGGAGGUGAUUGGAGGAACGUUCUGUCUGUCACAUUUGUGAUGGGCCAAUCAGAGCACGGGACAUAAUAAGGUUGUACAAAUGCGCUUCUCCUGAGCUGACACGAUACUGCUGCCGUACUUGGGAAUGGCAGAAUCCUCAGUGAGUAAAUUCAUGCCAAGGUCAGUCGGGCAACAUGCAAAAACAUCUUGCCUGCCAAGAAAAGCUACAUCCGAGCUAAUGGCUUCCGAGGAAGCAGCCAUUGAAUACACCAGCAGAACCCACCUAACCUUGCAAAGCAGAUGGAUCCGCCCGUUUCUGUGUUUUUCACUGGCGAAUCCAUCUUGCAAAGCUCCCGUCUGAACCGUUUGGGCCUGGUU